GGCUCUUUCCACUGAGCCGCACUGCUUCCUCGGAGGAGACCCGGAGGUUAUUUUAAGGCCCAACAAAUGCAUUCCCGACUCGAAACCUGCUGUAUUCCUUGGACGCCACCUCCUUUAAAGAACUGACUUCUUCAAUCAGAGGUAAGAAAGGAGAAGGUAGAAGAAGAUGCUGGGAUCUGAACGUGGUGUGGUGGAAGAAUGGUUAUCCGAAUUCAAGGCAUUACCUGAAACUCAGAUCACUAACUAUGCAGCAACUCUGCACCGGAAAAAAACAUUGGUACCAGCUCUCUACACAGUCAUUCAGGACUCAAACAAUGAGCUCCUGGAGCCCGUCUGCCAUCAGCUUUUUGAGCUCUACCGGAGCUCCGAAGUUCGUCUUAAGAGAUUCACUCUGCAGUUCUUGCCGGAAUUGAUAUGGGUUUAUUUACGGCUCACGGUCAGCCGGGACCGGCAGAGUAAUGGCUGCAUUGAAGCCCUCCUGCUGGGGAUCUACAAUUUGGAGAUUGCUGAUAAAGAUGGAAACAACAAAGUUUUAUCUUUCACUAUCCCCUCCUUAUCCAAGCCUUCGAUAUAUCAUGAGCCGUCCACGAUUGGAUCGAUGGCCUUGACAGAAGGAGCACUAUGUCAGCAUGAUCUCAUCAGGGUAGUUUAUAGUGACCUUCAUCCUCAGCGGGAAACCUUCACAGCCCAGAACAGAUUUGAAGUCCUGAGUUUUCUAAUGCUGUGCUACAACUCUGCCAUCGUCUAUAUGCCUGCCUCCUCAUAUCAGUCGCUCUGCCGGAUGGGCUCCAGGCUUUGCGUCAGUGGGUUUCCCCGCCAACACGAGAAACACUGGAAAGAAAUUUGCGGACGAGUAGUAUUGGAUCCCGACUUCAUGGUGCAGCUUCUCACGGGAGUUUACUAUGCUAUAUAUAAUGGCCAAUGGGAUCUUGGCCAGGAAGUCCUGGAUGAUAUAAUAUACAGAGCGCAGUUGGAACUCUUUUCUCAGCCACUACUGGUUGCAAACGCCAUGAAGAAUUCCUUGCCGUUCGACGCUCCCGAUUUGUCCCAAGAGGGCCAGAAAGUACUUAAAGUAGAGGUGACUCCCACAGUGCCGCGGAUCUCUCGGACGGCGAUCACCACAGCUUCGAUCCGCCGUCACCGCUGGAGGAGGGAAGAUGGCUUCGACUUCUCAAACGAGGCCGACCGGAGCGCCCCCGGCUCCCCGCUCCAGCGGCGCUCCGCAGACGUGGGGACCAAACGUGCGUCAGCCGGGGAGGCGCGCAGGACCCCCGAGUCCGGCUCGCCGGAGCCCACCUCGGCAGCAGCCGCCGCAGAGGGGGCCGAGGGGGCGAACGGCGGAGAGGACUCGGCCAACCCGAACGACGCAGACGAAGGGUUCUCGUCGGGGGCCUCCCUCAGCGGUCAGCCCGUCGGGACCAAAGCGUCCUCCUCCUCCUCCCAGAGAAGCAGCUUACGGAAAGCGGCCAGCGGGCGGCCCGCCAAGGAGAAGGAAACGACCCCUGCCGUCAAACCCGGCGAGAGCCCCCGGGAGGCCGGAGGCCGAAAGCAACCCGUCCAUCCACCCGCCGACCCGAGCGGCGAUUCGAUGGAGCUGACGCCGGUGAAGAAGCACCUGAGCCUCCCGGCCGGCCAGGCGGUACCAAAAGCCAGCAGCUUGACUCUGAUCCGGACCGCCAGCGCUUCCUCCAGUCAGUCGUUCGACUACGCGAACGGCGGCCGAGCGGGCCCCGGCGUCGGCGGGGGCCCCGAGGGAGGGACGAAUCUAGCCGCCGGCCACGCCAAUCGGUUUUCGACUAUCAGCCUGCAGGAAGACCGGCUCGGUCAGCCCGGGGACGGGAAGGAGCUGCUCGGUCCCGGAGCCCCGUUGACCAAGCAGUCUCGAUCCCCAAGUUUCAAUAUGCAGCUGAUCUCGCAGGUGUAGCACUCGGCCGCCCCGCCCCAGCAGCCUCCUGCCGCUUACAUUUUGAAGCACACAUUUCAUUUUGUGCCAGAAGAAACUCGAUCCCACCGUGUGAAAAACCUGGCCCGUCGCGAUCGGCUGGGGGUCGGUUUAGGCGUCCUCAUCCUGUACUUUGUACGGAAACAGCAAUAAGACUCGGUUUUCCCUCCUCCCGCCCUCCCUCCCCUCCCCGCCCCCGACCCACUCCUCGUCAUCGUGGUCGUGAAGCAGUAUCAAAUGUAUGCCUUUCCCAUGCCUUCCCUUCUCCCUGGGUGACGUGCAAUCCAUCGUAGGCUGAUCGGUCCCAUUUCAACACUGUGAGACUGUGGAGACGUUCGAGGAAAUGGUGUAUGUGAUCCCUAUGCGAUGAUUCUCUGGCUUUGUUUUGAAACGGAAACGGGUUUGUUCUCUCUGUCUACGGUCCUAAGGAGACUACUGGAUCAGAAUCUUUCCUUUGUUCUUUGUCCUCUCAGAACCAGGAGUGCCUCAGAGAUUCCACAACGGUGGACUUCCCUGAGCUUGUGCAAUUAUUUAUUGAAAAAUCUGGGCAAGAGGGGAGGGAAGAAAGUGGGGGCGGGGGGGCGGGGGGGUCAGACCCGCUCCUGGCCGUCAGCAGCCCCUUUUCCCGAAAACGGGGGUAGCCCUAAAUCCCCCCAACUCCUUUCCCCAGAAACUCUUAGCGUCCAACCGCCGAGAUGUUCGUACCGAGUUCUCGCCCCUCCGUUUGGGAGAGGGACCUAAGUUGAUGGCGUAGAGAAAAAUGCACUUUCGAUGGCUUUCGCGGCCAUAUGUAACAUUGCGUGUCUUCCCUCUUCCCCUCCAGGAGACAGUCGUUUUGUCAGUUAGGUUAGAAUUUGGAAUUAAAGGAAAAAAAAGAAAAAAAAAACCCAACCAAAUCUGAGCAGAGCAGCCACGUGGGACUCUGUUUCCCUGGAACGAUUAACAACCUGUUCUUGUUCGGAAGUUGACCGUGACUGAAUUGGACCAAGUGCAUCUUCAGGUUAAGGGAGGUAAUUUGGGGCCCUCUUCCGUAACCGAGGUGAUCGGAAAAGCCCUCUCAGCUGCUUUCUAGGUGUACCUAAAUUCAGUCAGAUAUUCCGGAAUAACUUGCCAUUUAUUCUGAGGAAAUACAUCAGGGACAGAUGAUCUGCUCACUGGAAUCACUGAAGCUUCAACACGAGAUUUUUAUUUUUGUUUUUUUUCAUUUCCUGGAACCGUGUCCUAUUGGAACAAUUAACCAACUGAUUUUCUUCCAAAGGACACCACACCUUUUACGUGUUGUUUAUAUGUGGCAAUCUGUGCAUAUUCUCUUCUUUGGCCUAAAAAGAGGUGCCUCACGUUUAUGGAAAAUCCGGAAAUCAUGCCAAGAGCCGAAUGGUGAAUGUAAGGGGUGGUUGUAUAGAGAUAGCAUUUGGAAACUAUAACUACUGUACUGCUAGGAGGAAUUACUAUUUAAAAUCAUAGAACUUACUGGUGGGAGAAGAUAUUCAUCGUAUCCUCGGUCUGAGUCUUGGGCUCAGAUCGUUGAGGUGGAAGAAAAGGCUUUCCAUUCUUUGCUUGUUACGUCCUGAUUUGGGAAUUUACAGAUUACCGUCACCUUCUAACGGUCGAUCCCGUCAUGUGGGCCUUUGGGUUUAUCGUUACUGUGAAAAAAAAUAUAAAGUCAAUGUUAAAGCUUGGCAUUUUUUAUCAGAUGGAAGAGACUCUAAAAUUUCAAAUCUGCAAAGAGAAGUCACAUUCGAUUUUGAUUGAGUAACCGGAAAAAUCCGUUUACCGGCUUUCCAGUUCCUCCCUUCCUCAAAAUCCCCUCUUUUGACGACCGAGCUUUUUUCAGAGGGACCAGCUGACUGUUGUGGAACGAUACGUAAUGUGGAUGUCUUGGUUCACACGUAGAGCAGAGAACCAAGACAAAAAACCACCGGUAACAUUGCCGCAGUUCAGCAGUAAAGGAUAUAUGUCGUAUUUUAAACACGCUUAACUCGGUUUCAUCGUCCUCAAAGGUAUAUAGACAAAUCUAAACAAGAAAAGAACGGGAAAAAUAGUUGAACUACCCAGGGGACAAAUGUCUCAUUUGUCUGUGGAAAUCGUGUCAGUGCUGGCAGUCACAUCUAUUUUUCAGGAGAAUAGAAGAAAUUAUUUUUCUGAAAGCACAAAAGAAAUGCUAAGAGUAAACAGGAUUAUAAAUUCAUAAAUGAGACAAAAAUUCUCCCUCGUUUUAUUUUUGCCCAGAAGUCCAAAUUGUACGUGCAGUUUCUUCAGAGCUAGUUUAGCAUACUUUAGGGGUGAUGUUUGUCUGUAAUACCCUCUACGUGUUUUGUUUUGUUGGGCUUUUUUCCCUACAGGUAUGUGCUGCACCACUGAUACUUGCCAAGAAUAUCCACUUUAUCAGUUGAUUUGACAUGGUUUGACCCUGUUUUUGCAGCAUGAAAGUGGGCAUUAAUGUUCUCAUAAGUUUUGGGGGGUUUUUUCCCCAAAAUAGAGUUAAAUGUGAGUAAUUAAGGAAAGUCAUCUUAUUGUUGGUGGUCAGUCAGAAUAUUCGUUGGCACUUUCAUCUUAAAAAUGUACUCAUAAAGGCAUUUGAAAAUCGAAAUACGCAUGUACUUUGUUUUUCCUAUGGACUGAGAAGUUAUCGUGUUCUGUAUCGUGGACUGACCUAGGCCUUCCUAGGUCAGUCGAGAGACCUGCACUGAUCGAGGUCUCAGUAAAUUCUGAUUCAGCCACCCCCGGAGGAGCGCUUCUGCUGCAGGGAUCGGUUUCUUUUCCGUAAUCGGUGGCGUGUUCUGUUGACGCGGAGCCGUGCUAGUGCAUCGGGGAGAUGCCAGAAUCCACCGAGACACGGCGGUUUCCGGUGUCCCGGGACUUUUCAUCGAAAGGGAAUAUCCGUUAGGGCGACGUAAACUCGACCGGGAUCCGGUCGCCUUUUGAAGCGACAUCUUGACGGAAUUGAAAUGUUUUCAGAGAAGCCGGCCGUUAGUACCAAACAAAGGUAUUUAUCUUAGCUCCCUCUGGUGUGCCUAGAUAUUACAGUUCGUGGUACGAAACGGGAAGCAAAACACUAUUUUUGGACCCUGCAGUUCUUUUCUAGGGUGGUCGAUCUGGGGCAUGGCUUCAUAAUGCAAACGAAGGCCUACCUUUAGCGGAGAAGACUACAUAUCUCCCCAUUUGGAUCGGUGUGGGCGUGUAAACUUGGACAUGGGGGAAGCGAUCACUUCAUCUAGGCCGUAAGAGGACAAUUAAUUAUCCCAUGUUUUCAAGAUGUACAAACUUACUAUUUUUUAACCCCAUUACAGUCAUAGGCUGCCAUUUUCCAACGUUUCCGGGGGCAUCGUUUAAAGCUAAAUGGCCCCGGCCAGAUGAUUUGUUUAACUGAAAUUCCGAUCGAUAUCUUUAGCUAUUGAAAAGUAGAUAUUUCGGGAUCGUCCAGCUUUUACGCAGGUUCCAAAGUGGCUAAUUAGCGUCUGCCGAAUGGAACCUGGGAAAGAGAUGGCUAACCACUGUACUUUCCAUUCAUUUCAUUUUUGAUGUCGGUAGAUCGUACUUCAAUCGAACCGUUCAUAUAAGUAGUUCAAAUUUCCUGACGUGAGUGAAAAAGCUUUUAUAUACCGUGUGAGGCUUGUAUUACCAUGCUGUAACGGUGAACUUCAUAUCGUAACGAAUUCUGUGCGUUUUACAGACACAGUAGUCUCAGAUACAUAAGCUUGGGGUUUCCGACCUGUAUUCUCAAAUUCCAGAAUUUAGCUUUAAAAUUCGUAGCCGUCUACCUGAUGACAGUGGAAUAAUGAGAAUUUUUUUCUGAUGAAUUUGUUUGCACUAUUUCUGUGAAUAUUAGGAUUGAGGUAGUAUUCUUCACUCCCCCGUGUGAAGUUGGUGUUUGUGUGUGUGUUUGUGUGUGUGUGCGCGCGUCCAUUUUGGGUACAUUUGUCAGGUGUUGACAAUCAGUUGCCUCAAUCAACUUUCCGUGUGUGCAGAUGUAAAUAGAAAUAUACACAUACAUAUAGAUCUAUACACACGUAUAUAUCGACAUAUCCGUAUGAAAAGAGUUAGGGGGUAGAGCUCCUUUGUCAAACGCUGGCAAAGCCGCUGGCAGAGUUGGAUGAACCUGUUUUCCCCUUGUACUACAGAAUGUGUUUUGCUUUUGUAUUUGAUAAAAUCAGUAUUUUACGUAUUUAUUUUAGGGGUGAAACAUUGGUUCGGUAACAACUAAAGUGCCAUGGGCAUCCGUUGACUUUCAGGACAGUUUUUUUUCCCCUUGCGGAGGAUGUACACAGUACUCGGAUCGUUGUGGUAUUUCAAGUUGAAUGCUGCCGGCUUUCAGUAUCAAACCCGUUCAAAAUCAUUUCAGACCCAUUCAGCGACUCAUUCGAUUCCGUGAAUUUCCAUUUGCACAUGUAAAAUCCACCCCCUUUAGGAAUCAAUGCUUUCAAAAUCAGAAAUGAAUUUUUCAGAGUUCCUACGUUCGUACGGAAAUGAGCUUUACAGAAUGCAACGUGAGACUGGGUUAACUCUGGGAAAGGCGGUCUUGUCCCCCGUUACCCGGGAUUGGGUGCCAUCCCUUAUCGCCAAAGCGGUCACAGUGAUACUGUAGGUCUUAAUGUAAUUAUGGCAUCACCUGUACAGGUACCUAGUGUGUCCAUCUUCUGUGACGCUGGGAUAUCAUAGGAAAUGUCAUCCACGUGGCCAGCCCGUCCGCAUUCCUCAGGUGCUGGAAAUGACCGUACGCGCUGCUAGAGGUGGCCCGGGUCUCCUUGGCCCAUUUCAGACUACAAAAAUUAGAGUGUCAUAUUCACGAAUCCAUCUUUGGGACUCUCCCAUUUCAACCCGACCCCGUGAGACUGGGUUUCUGCUUCUGUUUCAAGUUCUGCUGGCUACCGGAGAACAGGUUAAAUGGGGGACUUAGAAAGAACAUCAGGAUGGACAGGUUAGGAGAGAUCGCCUCAGUACGGGUGUGCGCUAAUUCAUUCAAUAGUAUUUAUUGAGCGCUUACUAUGUGCAGAGCACUGUACUAAGUGCUUGGAUUGUGCAAUUCGGCCACAGAUAGAAACAAUCCCUGCCCAAUAACGGGCUAACAGUCUAAAUGCACGGUGGGAAUGGGGAUAAUGGGGCCCGAGUAUUCCCAAACUAAUGUUUGAACUAGUGUGAGGAAUAACUGAAUAUUUUGAGGAGAUGCCCUCUGAGAUGUGCCCAUCGGGAAAAUGUUUCUUAUAGCUUUAAAAAAAAAAAUGGGUACCUAAAAAAUAACUCGACUUUAUGUAGCUGUAGCUCAUAUCUAAUGGUGGCGAUCCUUGAAAUAAUUGGUGGAAAUCUAACAACUAGGGAUCACCGUUAUGGAAGGGUGUUAUUGCAUCUGUCCCAAUGGGUCAGUGUGGCUGACUGAUUAGCCCCCCAAAGAGUAUAUUUCCUUAGACCUUCAUUAUUCUACCAUCGCGUCUACCGACUCUAUGGUAUUGCACCGUCCCAAGCACUUAGUUCAGUGCUCUGCACCAAGGAAGCGCUCAGUAGGUACCUCUGUUUGGUUGAUUUUUUGCAUUACUCUACCAAAGAGACAUCUAGAACUAAAUGGGAUCUGAAAGUGUUCAUUUAGAAAUAAUCCCUUUUAAAACCAGAGGAUUAUUCUCCUAAUCCUGGAAGAAACUAUUAUUAAAGGCUCUGACCUGAAAACUAAGUGGCCAGUGGCUCUGAGGAUCCUUCCCGAAUUUCUAGCCAGCGUUUUCCAUCAGUCAAAUUUCGCCAUUCACUGUUUUGCUGGUAGCUUUUUAAAAUCAUGUCAUGGCCCAUCAGGGUGGAGAACUAAAAAACCAUUUGUACAUGUUGCAGAUAUCAAAUCCAGAGUUGAAAUAUUCUGAUUUUCCACCAGGUGAAUAAAUUUCACUGAGUUUCAAAGUAAGCAAACAGUAUACCGUGACUCUACUCUUUAUAAGUGGUUCCACCUAACUAAUUUAAAAUGCUACUGCUUCAGGAGUACUAAUUUGUUUCUCAGCAUACGCGCAUCGUGUUUUCUUUGUGUCUGUUCCUAGUAACUCAGGUAAGAGGGGUUUACAAUAAUGCAAAACUGAAAUGAGGUGAACUAUCCUUUCUUUAGCUUAUCCAUCUCUUGAAAAUACUUGUUGAAAAGAAAUCACAGAAAUGGUUGUCUUUGUGAUUAAUCUGGAGUUGUUCCUUGAAAGAGGGGUUUUUUUUUAAUAGGUAAGAUUGGAAUGAGCUGUCAUGGUUUCUGUGAUCAGCGAGUUGAGUAGUUACGUGGAAUAUCUUCUUUACGUGGAGAUAUUCUUUGGAAUAUCCCGUAUCAUCAGCCGCCAGAACCUUUAGGCGAACUCUGAGUCCACCAAGUCAUUCCCAAAGAGUCGUAGUUUGCUUUCAUUAUCCCGUUCUGGAGUGGUUGCGCGUCUGCCAACUCUGUUGUAUUGUACUCUUCCAAGCACCUAGUCCAGUGCUCUGCACGCAGCGAGUGCUCAAUAAACACCAUUGAUUAUUAUGGAUUGAAACAGAAAUGUCACAGACCAAGAAAAUCUCCAAGCAGCCGCUGUGUUUCCUUAUCACAGACUUCAGGGAAAAGAUGUGAGCGUUUCGUUUAGUGUUCACUGGGGACCUCAUGAAGACAAUAGAUUUGCUUACUAGGGUAGUGGGCACCCGGUGGUGUUCUGGACCCCUUGCAAUAAUACCCACCUAUUUGUCAAUGAAUCUUUUUGGUUCUCAUCGGAAAUCCUGGAUUUAAGUUCCAUUCGAUCGGCUAAAUAAAAGAAUCUUUGACGGCGGAGACCUUAUUUUUGUACUUCUGUCUCCCGUGCGACUUCGGCUCCUCUGAGCUCAAAUUUCUGAAGGGUUUUUAUCCAAAUUGGGCACCGUCCGUGUUGCUGAAGAGAAGAGAUAAACAGGCGAGUAACCCACCCGCCGAGAACAAGCGUAUGUGGUGAAAGGCUGUCGAUUUGCGUAAAAUCACCCUCCCGUUUCACCGGCCGGUCCCUGCAUGUCGGUAUAGAUCCCUCAGGCAUUCAGGAUAUAGUCUUGGUGGAAGAAUUAAAAACAGUGGGUAUAUAGGAAAUGUGAUCUCUGCUGUGUGAUGUCCGUCGACUAGAGAUCAGUGAAAACCUUUAUCCUUUCAGAGCUGCAGGUGACACACACGUUGAAGAUCAUGUUAUCGGUGCAUGUAUGCCACUAUCUUAUUAAACUGGUUAAUGCCGUUAAUUGUCGUUGAAAUGUGAUAUGUAGUUACUGUUGCCCUUGUAAAUAUCUGCCAGAGAUGAAAAGAUAUUUUGUCAUUGUAAAUAAAGAUGUACAAAAUUCAGUAAAUAUACUGCAAUGCAGAAAAGAUGAUUUAAGAUGUUAAAUAAAUAUCGUGCUGUUUCUGGACGGA
Ornithorhynchus anatinus (platypus) is the source of this 9293-nucleotide messenger RNA. It is a transcript of the gene HYCC2, whose product is annotated as family with sequence similarity 126 member B. Gene Ontology annotation, cellular component: plasma membrane. The record is from RefSeq and is a predicted model, not a curated record. The transcript is spliced from 13 exons. NCBI's taxonomy places the organism in Eukaryota, Metazoa, Chordata, Mammalia, Monotremata, Ornithorhynchidae. Gene Ontology annotation, biological process: phosphatidylinositol phosphate biosynthetic process; protein localization to plasma membrane. The coding region runs from base 167 to 1924 and encodes 585 amino acids.